Betta splendens (Siamese fighting fish) is the source of this 2137-nucleotide messenger RNA. Its product is annotated as beta-1,3-galactosyltransferase 1-like. The transcript has 4 exons. The coding region runs from base 141 to 1205 and encodes 354 amino acids. Gene Ontology annotation, molecular function: N-acetyl-beta-D-glucosaminide beta-(1,3)-galactosyltransferase activity. Gene Ontology annotation, cellular component: membrane. The record is from RefSeq and is a predicted model, not a curated record. NCBI's taxonomy places the organism in Eukaryota, Metazoa, Chordata, Actinopteri, Anabantiformes, Osphronemidae.
UGUGUGUCUGCCUGCUUGGUGUGUAUCACACACCCCACCCCACCUCACCUCACACUACAAUGCUGUCGGAAGCGUAAGCGGCCCCCGCACAGGAACAGACUCACUGCAACCUGUCACACGUUCUGCACUUUGUGUCAGAAAUGCAGAAUUCAGAUGUUAAACGUACAAAACCUCCCUGGAAAAGAUUCAGACAAUGGCGGUUUAUUUCAGUGCUGCUGGUCUCCAUUGGAAUAUUAUUGUUUACACUCUACAAUUCAAGAACUGAGAGUUUUACCCUUUUGAGGUCCAGUUUUGUGUCCAGCAAGCCUCUGACCAGUGAGGCGACGCCUGCACUUCCACAGGUCCCCACUGGUGAGCAUCCUUCAUCACCGUACACCGUGCCGUACCCCCACCCCUACCACUUCACACUGGACCAGCCAAGCAGGUGCCGACAGGAAAGCCCGUUUCUGGUCCUCAUGGUCCCAGUUGCACCCAGCAACCGAGAGGCGCGAGACGUAAUCCGCAGCACAUGGGGCACGGAGACCACAGUGAUGGGCCAAGCGGUCAACCAUUACUUUGUGCUGGGUCAACCCAGAGACGGAGAAAACGUGGAGCAGCUUCAGAAGCAAGUGUUGGAGGAAAGCCAGACUCAUGGGGACAUCCUCCAGAGCAGCUUCCUGGACAGCUACAAGAACCUCACCAUCAAAACCAUGGUCAUGUUCGAAUGGCUCACCUCUCAUUGCCCCAACACCUCCUACGCCAUGAAGGUGGACUCAGACAUCUUCCUCAACGUGCGCAACCUGGUGGACAUGCUCCUGAAAUCCCCCCGCCAGCUCUACAUGACCGGCGUGGUGGUGAGAGAUGCUGCCGUCAUGCGAAACGUUGACUCCAAAUGGUUCCUGCCUGUCUCAGAAUUCCCUGAGCCAAGCUACCCAACAUAUGCGAUGGGACUGGGCUACGUCUUCUCAAUGGAUUUACCCCAGAAGAUUGUGGAGGCCUCCUCUCACGUGAAAGCAGUUUAUAUUGAAGACGUGUACGUAGGACUGUGUCUCAGAUACCUGGGCAUUCAAGUGAGUGAUCCUCCGACCGGCGGAUUUGGGACGUUUAAGCCUGAAGUGACAGACAACUGUUACUGGACUAAAGUCAUUACCACAAUGCUAUGGGACUCUAACGAGCUUAAAAACACAUGGACAGCAUAUGAGACUCAAACCAGACAAUGUCUGUGACAGAGCACUUUAUUUACACGGUACAUUGUUACCUCAAUAACCUUGUACCAACACAGACACUGCAAAUGUGAAUUUCUUGCUCUGUAAAGAUUCUAAAUGUUAAAUAUUGUCUAAAUAGACGGGAACACGUUAUGUGUAAAUAUUUUGAAUAUUGGUGGUUCUUUGCAUGUCAAAUGUCCAGAGGUCGACACACUGUGUGUUAGAUGAUGUGUUUCUCUUAUAUAUACAUAUAUUUGCCUCAGGGUUCUAUUUUUUUAUAUGUAUUACCAUAAAGUAUAUGUGACCAAUGAAGUCUUGACCUGCUGAUAGAUGGUACAGACAGUGAUGUUUAAGGACAUGACAGUAGGUUUACUGCACCAUAGAUGCGGGGGUGCAGCACAUUCCUACAUCUUUAAUGCACUAUGCAGCGUCCUAGUGUGAAUGAAAGUGUGUGAUCACAGAUGCUCAAAGGAAAACAGAGGACUUUGCUGGAAUAAACAGUAUCCUGACUGUGUUGGUUCUAAUAUUCCUAAUGACCAUAUUUUCUAUGAAGGAUUUAUAGACAUUUGUGAUGACUUCCAGCGAGCCCGUUACUUUUUAUUUGGUUCCACUAUGCAUUUAUCAUUUUGGUGUUUGCACUUUCGAAAUCAGUUGAAUGAAUUCCUGUGAAACCAUUUGUUUCUCAAUGAAUUACUCAUUAUUAGACAAAUCAAUCACUACUUCACUGUGUAUGACUAGCACGUUUUCCUGAAAGACCACUACUCAACAAAUUGGAUGUUCAUAAACUAGAACAGAUAAUUGUGAUUUCUAGAUGAUGUGUGUGGCAUAAUGUGAUGCAGGAAGAAUUAUUGCCUCCAUGUGCAGGGCAACGGAUUCUUACCAUCAGUUACAAACUAAUGUCUGUAUUUUAAUACUGUAAUAUUUUGAAUACAAAUAAAGAAACUCUCUUUUUC